This is a messenger RNA of Polistes dominula (European paper wasp), 6523 nucleotides long. It is a transcript of the gene DNApol-theta, whose product is annotated as DNA polymerase theta. Lineage: Eukaryota; Metazoa; Arthropoda; Insecta; Hymenoptera; Vespidae. The record is from RefSeq and is a predicted model, not a curated record. Gene Ontology annotation, molecular function: DNA-directed DNA polymerase activity; DNA binding; ATP binding. Gene Ontology annotation, biological process: DNA-templated DNA replication; double-strand break repair via alternative nonhomologous end joining.
AUAUAUUAUAUUAUAAAUUUAUAUAUAUGCAUAUUUUAAUGUUCUAAAAACAAAACCAUUUAUAUAGUAAUGGUAAUAUGAAAUCAUCAAAAAACUCAUCAACGCAUUCCAAAAUAAAAAGUCAAAGUGACAGCACUCUGUUGAAACAUAAUGAAACUGAUUUAGAAAAAUACUUUAAAGACACUAUAUUAUUUUCGAAAAAUUUAAGUAAAUCAAGUAAUAAAAACUCAUCAAAACCAUUGGACGAUACUAAAAAUUUACAAAAUGAAUCCAGUCUUGAUAAAUAUUUCAAAGAAAGUAUUAUGUUCUUUGACAGCAAAUCUAGUAGAAACAUCUUACCAGAUAUUUCUGAAUCAAAUGAAAAGAAUGUUGAAGAUAAUAUGAGUGUUAAAAAAUUAAGUAAAGAUAAUAAUGAUACUGAAAACAUGAAACAUAAAAAUCAACAUACAAAAUGUCUAAAUUCUAAACAACAUGUAACAACUAAUAUAAGUAAUCAUAUUGAUCUAUCAUCCCAUUGUAAAGAAAAAACAUCUGCUAUUAUUAGUUUUAAUAGUAAUAGUAAUUUAAGUAUGGAAGUAUCUAAGAUUUGUACGCAAGAUCGAUUUAAAUUAGCAUCUUGGGGUUUACCAUCACUUAUACUUCAGAAAUAUAAAUCAAAAGGAAUAUCAGAAAUGUUUCAAUGGCAAGUAGAAUGUUUAUCAAAUUCCAAAGUAAUCAACGAAAGGAAAAAUAUUUUAUAUUCAGCUCCAACAUCAGCAGGAAAAACAUUGGUUUCAGAGAUUCUUCUUUUAAAAACGGUGCUGGAAUAUAAAAAGAAAGCUAUUUUUGUUUUACCAUUUGUUUCUGUUGUAAGAGAAAAAAUGUAUUAUUUUAAGGAUCUUUUAUCAGAAUAUGGGAUUCGUGUUGAAGGAUUUAUGGGAGGUAUAAAUCCACCAGGUGGUUUUACAGCUACAGAUAUUGCCAUAGCAACUAUUGAAAAAGCUAAUUCUAUAAUUAAUCAUUUAAUGGAAGAAGGAAAUUUGUCAACGUUGGGUGCAAUUGUAAUAGAUGAAUUGCACUUGUUGGGUGAUCCUAAUCGUGGUUAUCUUCUAGAAUUAUUACUUACCAAACUAAAAUAUAUGUCAUUACGGAAGAAUGAUAUUAACAUACAAUUAAUUGGUAUGUCUGCUACACUUCCAAAUUUGACUUUGUUAGCUGACUGGUUAGAUGCUGAGUUGUAUAAAACUGAAUUCAGACCUAUACCAUUACAUGAGCAAUGUAAAAUUGGAAAAAGCAUAUAUGAUAACAAAUUAAAAUUACUGAGAAAUUUAGUAUCAUCUUCUGAAUUAUUAAUGGAUACUGAUGAUAUUUUACAAUUAUGUAUGGAAACUAUAUCUGAUGGUAAAAGUGUUUUAAUAUUUUGUCCAACUAAAAAUUGGUGCGAAAAAUUAGCGUAUCAAGUAGCCCUAACAUUUUACAAAUUAGGUCAAAAAGAUACAUCCCUUGGUAAUAUUUUAAAGGAACAAUUAAACAGUACAGCUAUUCUUGAAACUAUUGAACAAUUAAAACGUUGUCCAUGUGGGUUAGAUAAUUCCUUGAAAAAUUCAGUUUCAUUUGGUGUUGCUUUUCAUCAUGCUGGUCUGACAAUGGAUGAACGUGAUGUUAUUGAAGGAGCCUUCAGAACAGGAUCUCUGAGAGUUCUUAUAGCAACAUCAACGUUAAGUAGUGGAGUUAAUUUACCUGCAAGAAGAGUCAUUAUUAGAUCUCCAAUGUUUGGUGGUAAAAUAUUGGAUACUUUGACGUAUAAACAAAUGAUUGGAAGGUGUGGUCGUAUGGGAAGUGAUACUGCAGGAGAGAGUAUUUUAAUAUGUAAACCGAAUGAACGCAAAGCAGCAGAAUGUUUAUUGUCAGCAACAUUAAAACCUAUUGAAUCCUGUUUGGAGGAUUCUAAUCCUUUAAUCAGAACACUUUUAGAAGCCAUAGCGAGUGAAGUGGUUUAUACAAAAGUUGAUCUUGAAUUAUAUAUGAAUUGCACUUUAGCGAGUAUAAAUAAAAAAGAUGUUAUGACAAAUUUAUCCACUAAUGCAAUUAAAUAUUUAAUGGAUAAUGAAUUUGUAAUAUUACAAACAACAGAACAAGAAACAAGAUGGGUUGCAACACCUUUAGGAAAGGCAUGUCUGUCUGCAUCCAUCUCACCAAUAGAAGGAUUAUUUUUAUUUGAAGAAUUGCAAAGAGCUAGGAGAUGUUUUGUUUUAGACACCGAACUGCAUGUCAUUUAUUUAGUAACUCCAGUAAACGAUGGUAGUCAAAUAUCGACAAUAGAUUGGAUGAUAUUCUUAGAAUUAUGGAAAUCAAUAUCGGAAAGUGAAAGAAGAGUUGGUCAACUUAUAGGAAUAGAAGAACGUUUUUUAAUGUCAGCUAUUAGAGGAAUUGUAAAACCAGGCAAACUACUGAGAAUACACAAACGAUUUUACACGGCGUUAGCUUUACAUGAUCUGGUACGAGAAAUUCCUUUGAAUACAGUUUGUAACAAAUAUAAUUGCAGUCGUGGAGUACUGCAAAGUUUACAACAAAGUGCUUCCACGUUUGCUGGAAUGGUUACACAAUUUUGUAAACAACUUGGUUGGGAUUGCAUGGAGUUAUUGGUAGAACAAUUUAAAGCACGUCUACAAUUUGGAGUAUGUAGAGAAUUGUUAGAUUUGUUGCGUAUUUCAAUGUUAAAUGGAUUACGUGCAAGAAGUCUAUUUAAACAAGGAAUUACUACUGUAGCAGAUUUAGCUGUUGCUAAUAUUCUUGAUAUUGAACGAGCAUUGUAUAAAGCCCUACCAUUUGAAAGUGAAAAAGAACACGAUGGAGAACAUGAAAUGGAAGCUAUUAUUAGAAAUAAAAUGAGAACUGUAUUCGUUACAGGAAAAGAUGGUCUUACACCUCACGAAGCUGCUACUUUAUUAGUUAAAGAAGCUAGAAUAUUAAUUCAGAAUGAAUUAGGUUUACAAAAUAUGCCAUGGUCACAUAAUAAUAGUAUGAUUGCUGAUACUACAUCUAUUAAUGAUAAUCAAUCUAAUUUAUCGAAAGAUGUUGCUGUAGAAAAUGAUAAUACAAAUAAGAAAAUAAAUGACACGAAUAUUUCAAAAGAAAAAAUGGAAGUCAUAGAUAAAAGUAAAAAUAAUUCUUUUUAUAUUAAUUCAGGCGUAGAUGUCUCGUCAUUGCGUAAACAAAAUGAGAUUACAGAACAUAUUAAUACAAAUUUGGAAAAUAAAUCGAAUUAUUCGAAAGAUUUAAAUACUGAUAUUGAAAGUAGACGUGUCAGUGAGUCAUUAAUUACUUUCGAUGAAAAAAGAAUUGAAGAAGCAAAUAAUACAGAUGAUAAUAAUUUAUUAAUGCAUUGUAAAAGUAAGAAUCUAAGUGAAUCUGAAAAAAUGAUGAAAUGUUCUGUUUCAAGAAGUCCCAGUUUAUUCGAUGAAAGUUUAAAUCUUGACACACAAUUGUACAAUGCACUUGAAGAAAAUAUUACAGGUACUUUACAUCUAUCUUCGUAUAUAAGCAUUAACAUAACACCUAAUAAAAUGAAAAAUGAAACAAGUACGAAGAGUAACUCAAACAAGUUAUUAAAUCAUGAAGUCAAAAUUAAUUUACCAAUGGUAGAAUCAAAUUCAAAUGCAAAGAUUGUAUCACAAAAACCUUCUUCUUCUGGUACACAAGUAAAAGAUAAAACUGCAAUGAUAACAUGGAAUGAUGAUUCAUGGAACGAAUCUAAAUUAAUGGACAAAAUUAAUGAAUUAAAUAAAGAAAACAUAGAAUUAUUAAAUAACAGUAUCAACAAUAUAAAAAGUAUAAAAAAUAUAUCAGAAAAUAAUGACCAAAAAGAUGAUAUAGAAUCUUACAGUCUUAUUGCAGGACAAGAUGUUAACAAAAUAUCAUAUAACUACAAUUUACGAAGACAUUCCGAUAAAAAACCUUUGAUAGCAAAAGAAACAACUUUAAAUCUUGAUCGUAAAAUAUCAUUAAACUCCAAUAACUCAGAUGUCAUAAUGGCUUCUCCAACAGAAACUCAAACAAAAUUAAAAUUAACGAAGACACAGAAAACUUCUGUUAAAAUUUAUAAAGAUAAAUUACCUAAGUCUAGAACUUCAGCCUGUAUUAACAAAAAUAUUGCAAAAACUACUGUCAGUAAUAAAAUAAUGAAUAAAACUAAACCAAAAUUAAAAGAAUUAUUAGAACGAAACAUUCUUCUUGGUGCAAAUUACAGUUCUGACAGCAUCGUAUCAAACUCAGACGAAGAAACACCAAUUAAAAAAGCAAAAGUAGUUAAAGGAUGUAAAACAUCAAUACCAGUUAUUAAAACAAGUUCAUCUCACAUUCAACAAAUUAAAUCAGACGUACAAAUAAAUUUAUGUUCUCACAAAGUAGAACAUAUUGAUGAAAAUAUUGAUUGGAAUACAUUAAAUAUUGUUAAAGUUGGUAGCGAUAAAGCGACAUUUAAUUUAUUUAAACGUGAAAUUAUGAAGAAUAAAAGUAUCGCGUUGGCUUUACAUUGUGAAUCUUACAUAAACGAAUGUAACAGUAUAGGAAAUAAAAUUAUUAAUUCUACUGCCGAUGUUAAAAACAGAUCAAGAAAAAUUGAACAAUUUAUCACUGAUGAUAAACAAAUUUGUGGUGCUGCUAUUUCUUGGGAAAAAAAUAUUGCAUAUUAUAUUUCAUUUAACGAAAUGAAAGAUUUAAAAGUAUCGGUUAAAGAACAAAUAAAUUUCUUUAAAGAAUUACUUUCUAAUACAUCAUUGUAUAUAAGAUGUUUUUCAACCAAGAAGUUAUAUAAAAUAUUGUAUCAAUGUUUCCAAGUAGCAGCUACUUGUAGAUUUCUAGAUCCUUAUACUGCGAAUUGGUUGUUACAUGGUAGCAUUUCUGAAAAAAAAUGGAACGAGAUGGUGUUGGAGUAUUUUCCUUUAGGAUCCUUCAUAGUGAAACAUUUCGAUGCUAAAAUAAACAUCAAAAAUAAAUUACCAAUGGAAUUUAAAGCAUCCACUAAAGCUGUUCUUACAUGGCACGUUAUGGAAACAUUAUUAAACAAAUUGGAAGAACUCUGUCCAAUAUUAGUUUAUACAUUUAAAGAAAUUGAGAUGAGAUCUAUUACACUGUUAGCUCGUAUGGAAUUAACAGGAUUUGGUAUUAAUUUAAAAUCUUUACAAGAAUUGUCACAAGUUAUAGAAGUUGAAAUGUCAUCUUUGGAAGAACGUGCAUUUUCUUUAACGGGACGUAAAUUUAAUUUUUCAUCAUCCAAAGAAGUCAGUCAGAUUUUGGGAUUAUAUAAAGGUAAAAAAACAAGUACAAAUAAAGCAGUUUUAGCACAACAUAAUAAUCCAAUCUCUAGUCUUAUUAUUUCUUGGCGUAAAUUAAACACAACUCAAACCAAGAUCGUUUAUCCAUUGUUAAGUCUUGGUCAAAAUAGUUCAAGAAUUUAUGGAGAUUCUGAAACUUCAACAUUAACUGGAAGAAUUUCUAUGCACGAACCUAACUUACAAAAUGUACCCAAAGAUUUCAAUUCAGAAGAUAAUAGUUUUGUAAUAAGUGUUCGUAUGGCAUUCAUACCAAUUGAAGGAAACAUUUUAUUAUCAGCAGAUUAUUGUCAACUUGAAUUAAGAAUAUUAGCUCAUUUUUCUAAAGAUCCAAUACUUUGUAAUAUUCUAUCCAAGGAAGGCGAUAUUUUUAAAAAUAUUGCUGCUACAUGGAACAAUCUACCGGAAGAUCAGAUCGAUGAUAAUAUGCGACAAAAUACUAAACAAUUAUGUUAUGGUAUGAUUUAUGGUAUGGGUGUGAAAACUUUAGCAGAAAAUUUAAAAGUAACCGAAACAGAAGCUAAAACAUUUUUAGAAUCUUUCAUAAAUGCAUAUCCAGGUAUAAACAAAUGGCUUAAAAAUGUUAAUUUAGAAGCACAUAAAAAUGGAUACAUUACAACACUCAUGGAAAGACGUAGAAUGCUUCCUGGUUUAAAAAGUACUAAUCUGUAUGAAAAAGCUCAAGCAGAAAGACAAGCAGUUAAUACUAAAGUACAAGGUUCUGCAGCAGACAUAGCAAAACAAGCUAUGAUUAAUAUAGAAGACAGAAUACGAAACGAAUUUCCAAACUCAGCGAUUGUCAUACCAAAGAUAGGAAUUAAACAGAAAUUAAGAAAACAACGAAAGGAUGACAAUUUAAGAGGUGCUUAUUUAGUACUACAACUUCAUGAUGAAUUAUUGUAUGAGGUAAAUAUAAUGGAUUUGCAAAAAGUAGCUUUAAUAAUUAAAGAAUCUAUGGAACAAGUAUGUCAACUUGCGGUCCCAUUACCAGUAAAAAUAAAAGUUGGACCUGCAUGGGGUGAUCUGAAGGAGUAUCAUAUUUAAUCUUUUAACUAAUACUGAAAUUUCCACGGUAUUUUUUUAUAACAAUUUUUUAUACAUCAAUAUCAAUGAAAGCUACUAUUGUAGUGUGCAGUGCCUGAGAGGUAAAUUAUUAAUAAUUAUCCAAUGUGAUAAUUAAUAAGAUAAAAUAAGAUUUUAUAUAUGAUAAG